AUGCAAAAAGAAAUACCCGGCUUCUACUACGAUCCAGUAAAGAAGCGUUAUUUCAAAGGAAGCGCACCCAGAGCAGAGCCGACCAUUCAAGACACUGCCCCGCUGCCUAAAGAGCAGCCAAUUUCAAUUCCGCAAUAUGUCCGCAGCCAGAGAAUCCGCCCAAAUCGAAACUAUGAUCCCAUCGCUCGUUUUUCCCAAGUCCAGAGCGAGAUGCGAUUGCCACCCAGUGUCCAGGAUGUUAAAAAGAUCUCCUUCUCCCGCUGCGGCAAAACCUGCAUUUCGUUGAGUAAAUUCGGUCAAGCUCGGGUCAUCCCGCUUCAAAAGUUCAAAACCUCAGACAUAGAUGAGACGAAGUCGUUUCGUUUCUACGACGCGGUGACGAACGAGCAGCCAGUGUGCGACGCUGAUUUUGACUUUGUUCCCGGCCAAGUUGGCGGAAUGAUGACUGCGAUGGCGUUGACCCCUUGUCAUAGCGUGCGGCAGAGUUCUUCGUUCAUUGGAGUUUGUAGAUUCGACGACGACGGGAACGAAAGCGUCGUUUCUUAUAAUGUAGGCGGCGAAGGUAACUACGAUGGGCGAUACAUAAGAAGAGGAGGAGGUUCUUACGCCGAUAUAAAAUUCAUCAGCGAGUCGAAGUUAGUAUAUACUACCGGCCGAACCACCUUUCUUGCCGAAAACGUCGAACGUCCUUUUUACAUGGAAAAGACGAGGCGAGACAAUCCGACACUCAUCCGGAGACAGACACAGAAUUCACGCUACCCCUUCGAAAGCUGCAAUUCGACAAUCAUAGCCGUCACCACUGAUCCAGCGAUUCGAGAGACGCACAGUGGAGGAAAAAUGGUUGCCGAAGCUUUCACCGAUGGUUUCAUCCGUCUUUGGGACGUGUCGAAUGGCAACCAGCCGUUCUUCCAGACGAUAGCGAUGCCUCCUCAAUGCCGGGCUAGUUCGAUGCACAUUGAAAAUUUCAAUUUAACGGUUGCGUUCUACGGCCCACAAGCUAAAUUGUGUACCUAUGACUUGCGUUCCAGCACAGUAGUUCCUAUCCUCACAGCGCCGAUCUUCAACGAGAACAAAAAGCAACUAAAGCAUACUGCCAGCGAAUGCGGCCGCUACAUCGCCUUUCCAAACCAGUGCGGAACGAUUCGACUUUACGAGUCGAGGAAUCUUCGACCCUUCGCAGACUUCAAAAGCGACCGCUUCGACAGAACAGAUGACCAAGACUUCAUACCGGGUGCAGCUUUUUGUGGACAAAGACUUUUUUCUACGACAAGAAGCGGAUUUGGAAGCUUGGAGCAAUUUAAUUUAAUACUCAAUCAUCAGCACUCUUUUCUUUUUAGAAUGGAUGAUCCGACUGAAGAGGAAAUCGUGUCAUUUGAAGAAAGCGGAAAAGAAAUCAUGAUCUUGGACGGGGAUUUCGGAACGCCGGCGAAAGGACUUUUCCGCGACGCUGAUGGAGAUGUAUUUUACGUUGCGGUGAAAGAUGCUGAAGGAAGAUUGCCAACUGGCGACUCGCUCUUUUGCAAUCUCGUCGGGAUUUUCGGAGUGGAUGACUCGCUCCCAAAGGCGAUUUCCGCCGAAGAAUGGAUGACGCUGAGUCUGGAAGAAUACGUCUUCAGCAAAAGUUCUCCGAAAUCCCUCACUCAUGUGAACUUUGCCUAUGACAGCUGGAAUGGACUGGAACACAUUCAUACUGUGUUUGGGAAAGUUCACGGGCGUAUUCAUCCGAGAAAUAUUCUUGCUUUAGACACUGGUUUUAGCGGUUGGCUGGUAAAAAUUUCUGAUCUGGACGUCACGAGGCCACUUUCAAACUACGGCAAGGAAUGGACAAUUCAUCAAACCGAAGGAAAUCAUCAAGAAGGAGAAAAAGACGAUCUAAAGAGCUGGGCGACGAGCAUGAUCUUUAUGAUCACAGGCGAGAGCAUUCACUGGCAACGAUCAAGCGACACACAUCAUUCCCGCUGUCAGAAGAUGAAAGAAAGCUCGAGGAAAAAAGAAACGAGCUGGCGUCCUGAAAUCGUCCAAAAGCUCUCUUCCUACAAUCGUAAAACAGCUGAUAAACUGCUAAAGCUGCUGGAAAGCGGCAUCCCAGUUCAAUUUGACUUUCUGGACGAGUUCAAAAGCCAUUGA
Oikopleura dioica is the source of this 2127-nucleotide messenger RNA. The record is from the annotation of a GenBank genome assembly. Lineage: Eukaryota; Metazoa; Chordata; Appendicularia; Copelata; Oikopleuridae.